Penicillium odoratum is the source of this 279-nucleotide messenger RNA. RefSeq lists its product as uncharacterized. Lineage: Eukaryota; Fungi; Ascomycota; Eurotiomycetes; Eurotiales; Aspergillaceae. The record is from RefSeq and is a predicted model, not a curated record. The coding region runs from base 1 to 279 and encodes 92 amino acids. The transcript has a single exon.
AUGAAUGCAAUGGUCCUGGGUAUCCUCAACUACUAUUACCCGCAAGGCUCCGAUUAUGCAAUCGAAGUUCAGCCGCGAAGCAAUUGUGACACUAAGAUCGUCGAUUUUGCCGUUCGCCGAUGGUACCCCGGUUUUCCUGCCGAUUACCAGCUUGCAAACCAAACCCUCGUGCAUGUCAGCUUGUUAUGUGAUGCCCUCAACAAGAAGGACCGCCAUGCUAUUCUGUUGGAACUCGACAGAUUUGUGUCCACAGACGAUAACAUCAGGAAGGAUUGCUGA